Molecule: messenger RNA, 2973 nt
Organism: Galeopterus variegatus (Sunda flying lemur)
Lineage: Eukaryota; Metazoa; Chordata; Mammalia; Dermoptera; Cynocephalidae
Gene: TOP3B
Product: topoisomerase (DNA) III beta
Exons: 18
Coding region: 295-2883 (862 amino acids)
Biological process (GO): DNA topological change
Cellular component (GO): nucleus
Molecular function (GO): DNA binding; DNA topoisomerase type I (single strand cut, ATP-independent) activity
Source: RefSeq, a predicted model, not a curated record
GGAGAGGGACCCAGGCCGGACACUGCAUUCUCGCUGCUUUUUAUCUGUCGGGCGUGACUCUUCCCCGGGGCUUGCUGUGGGGAUUCAGGGAAGGGGUGAUGGGCCAGCGCUUAGCCCAGUCCCUGGAGGGAGCAGACGCUGCGGUUAAAACUUCUUCAUCGAACCUUUUCACUGCUCUUUGAGGAGUCAGCAUUGAUAGCAGUGCUCAGCUGCAGAAGAGAGUUUCUGAGCUUUGUCAUUGCCAUUGCCCUGAAGAAAGUGUGAAGAUCUGAGGGCCAGACAGUUUGAGACAAGAUGAAAAUUGUGCUCAUGGUUGCAGAAAAGCCGUCAUUGGCACAGUCCAUUGCCAGAAUCCUCUCUCGAGGGAACAUGUCCUCACACAAAGGACUGAACGGAGCAUGCUCAGUCCACGAGUACACUGGAACCUUCGCUGGCCAGCCAGUGUGCUUCAAGAUGACAUCUGUCUGUGGGCACGUGAUGACCUUGGAUUUCCUGGGGAAGUAUAACAAGUGGGACAAGGUGGAUCCUGCAGAGUUGUUCAGCCAAGCUCCGACAGAGAAGAAGGAAGCCAACCCCAAGCUCAACAUGGUGAAGUUCCUACAGGUGGAGGGCAGAGGCUGUGACUACAUUGUGCUGUGGCUGGACUGCGACAAAGAAGGGGAGAACAUUUGCUUUGAGGUCCUUGAUGCUGUUCUGCCCGUCAUGAACAAGGGCCACAGUGGCGAGAAGACAGUGUUCCGGGCCAGGUUCAGCUCCAUCACGGACACAGACAUCUGUAAUGCCAUGGCCCACCUGGGCGAGCCUGACCACAAUGAGGCCCUCUCGGUGGACGCCCGCCAGGAGCUGGACCUGCGCAUUGGCUGUGCCUUCACCAGGUUUCAGACUAAAUAUUUCCAGGGGAAAUAUGGUGAUUUAGACAGCUCUCUCAUCUCCUUUGGGCCAUGUCAGACUCCUACCCUGGGAUUCUGCGUGGAAAGACAUGAUAAAAUCCAGUCCUUCAAACCGGAGACCUACUGGGUGCUGCAGGCCAAGGUUAAUGCUGAUAAAGACAGAUCUCUCCUUUUGGACUGGGACCGAGUGAGAGUGUUCGACCGGGAGAUCGCACAGAUGUUUUUAAAUAUGACAAAGCUAGAGAAGGAAGCCAAGGUGGAGGCCACAAGCAGGAAAGAAAAAGCCAAGCAGAGGCCCCUGGCCCUGAACACCGUGGAGAUGCUGCGUGUGGCUAGCUCUUCUUUGGGCAUGGGGCCGCAGCACGCCAUGCAGACGGCAGAGCGGCUCUACACACAAGGCUACAUCAGCUACCCGCGGACAGAGACCACCCACUACCCCGAGAACUUUGACCUGAAGGGCUGUCUGCGGCAGCAGGCCAACCACCCCUACUGGGCUGACACAGUGAAGCAGUUGUUAGCGGAUGGCAUCAACCGCCCACGAAAAGGCCACGAUGCUGGCGACCAUCCCCCCAUCACCCCCAUGAGGUCUGCCACAGAGGCCGAAUUAGGGGGUGAUACAUGGCGGCUCUAUGAGUACAUCACCAGACACUUCAUCGCCACAGUCAGCCACGACUGCAAGUACCUUCAGAGCACCAUCUCCUUCAGGAUUGGGCAGGAGCUCUUCACCUGUUCGGGGAAGACCAUCAUCUCACCAGGCUACACAGAGAUCAUGCCCUGGCAGAGUGUGCCCCUAGAAGAGAGCCUCCCCACCUGCCAGAGGGGUGACACAUUUGCCGUGGGCGAGGUAAAGAUGCUGGAGAAGCAGACAAACCCGCCUGACUACCUGACUGAAGCCGAGCUCAUCACGCUCAUGGAGAAACACGGCAUCGGGACAGACGCCAGCAUUCCUGUGCACAUCAACAACAUCUGCCAGCGCAACUAUGUCACCGUGGAGAGCGGGCGCCGGCUCAAGCCCACCAACCUCGGCAUCGUCCUGGUGCACGGCUACUACAAGAUCGACGCGGAGCUUGUGCUCCCCACCAUCCGUAGUGCGGUGGAGAAGCAGCUGAACCUGAUCGCCCAGGGCAGGGCUGACUACCGCCAGGUCCUGGGCCACACCCUGGACGUCUUCAAGAGGAAGUUCCACUACUUCGUUGACUCCAUCGCUGGCAUGGAUGAGUUGAUGGAGGUGUCUUUUUCGCCUCUAGCAGCCACAGGCAAGCCCCUUUCACGCUGUGGGAAGUGCCACCGAUUCAUGAAGUAUAUCCAGGCCAAGCCAAGCCGUUUGCACUGUUCCCACUGCGAUGAGACCUACACCCUCCCGCAGAACGGCACCAUCAAACUCUACAAGGAGCUCCGGUGCCCACUGGACGACUUCGAGCUGGUCCUGUGGUCCUCGGGCUCUCGGGGCAAGAGCUACCCUCUGUGCCCCUACUGCUACAACCACCCGCCCUUCCGAGACAUGAAGAAAGGCAUGGGCUGCAACGAAUGCACACACCCUUCCUGCCAGCACUCGCUGAGCAUGCUGGGCAUCGGCCAGUGUGUGGAGUGCGAGAGCGGGGUGCUGGUGCUGGACCCCACCUCGGGCCCCAAGUGGAAGGUGGCUUGCAACAAGUGCAAUGUGGUGGCUCACUGCUUCGAGAACGCCUACCGGGUGCGGGUGUCGUCCGACAACUGCAACACCUGCGAGGCUGCCCUGCUCGAUGUGGACUUCAACAAGGCCAAGUCCCCGCUGCCAGGCGACGAGACACAGCACACGGGCUGUGUCUUCUGUGACCCUGUCUUCCAGGAGCUGGUGGAGCUGAAGCAUGCAGCCUCCUGCCACCCCAUGCACCGUGGCGGCCCAGGCAGGAGGCAGGGUCGAGGGCGAGCCCGGGGCCGGCGGCCCCCAGGGAAACCCAACCCCAGGCGGCCAAAGGACAAGAUGUCAGCCCUAGCGGCCUACUUCGUAUGACGGCCAGUGAAAUGCUGUGCAGAUGCCUCACAAUGAUUGUCCUUUGUGCCACUGAAACCAUUAAAAUGCAUUUUGUCUUCUCUAGAGCAA